UGCCCCUUCAGAGUUUAGCCCACAGCGGCUGUCGCUUUAAGAGUCCCGCAGUAUGAAACUGUCCUGAGAUCACAUUUGAUUUGAUACACAUUUCACCUCAGAGCGUAUUUCAGCCCAGCUCUGAGCCCUGUGGUCGGUGAUGUGAUAUACAUGGAGACAUUUGAAGGAAGUUGAGCCCUGCCGGGGCUGCUGAUGCUGCUAGCAUGCUGCCUUCCUACGCUGAUUUCAGGGUGGAGUUCCCUGCUCAGUGCAGAUGAUGGUCCAAUGAAUACACACAUGUGCUGGGACACAAAGCAGCAACGAAAUGGCCAACUGUCCAGACCCAGGGUUGCCACGGGUGACGGUUCGCCAUGAGUACAUUGGCUGGAGGUCCUACCAGAUCUCUCCUUUCACAUCGGUUAAAGAUGUCAAGCAGAUGAUCUACGAGGAGACAAACUUUCCUGUUAUCGAGCAACGUCUGGCUCACAAUGGGAGAGUGCUGGGUGACGGUGUGCUUAUCGGCGCCUUGGUGCCUGCUGGAAGUCCAGAAGUGUCCAUCACACUGGAAGGAAGAGGACUUAUAGGAGGAGGGCGGUUUGGACAAACUACACCCCCACUUGUAGAGUUUUUGAAAGAUAUUUUGAGGAGAUACCCUGAAGGUGGACAGAUUUUGAAAGAAUUGAUUCAGAAUGCAGAAGAUGCUGGAGCCACUGAAGUCAAGUUUUUGUACAAUGAAAGAGAGUAUGGAGUGGAGUCGCUGUGGUCCGCUAACAUGGCUCAGUAUCAAGGCACUGCGUUGUACGUGUACAAUGAUGCUGUGUUCACUUCAGAAGACUGGAAUGGCAUCCAAGAAAUUGCAAGGAGCAGGAAGAGAGAUGACCCUUUGAAAGUUGGAAGAUUUGGGAUUGGAUUUAAUUCUGUGUACCAUAUUACAGAUGUUCCUGGCAUAUUCAGCGGAGACCAGAUUGCCUUGCUGGACCCUCAUCAGACCCUGUUUGGAGUACAUGAGUCUGGACAAUGUUGGAACUUGAAGACAGACCUUAAGGAGAUCACAGAACUGGCUGACCAGUUUGCUCCCUUCAUUGGGAUUCUGGGAAGCUCUGAGAAAACCAUUAAAGACGGCAGCUUUCCAGGAACCUUGUUUCGCUUCCCCCUCCGAAUGAAACCCUCUCAGCUGAGCGGGAACAUUUACAACAAAGAAAAGGUCCUGGAGCUCUUUGAGUCAUUCAAAGCAGAUGCAGACACAGUGCUCCUCUUUCUGAAGAGCAUACAGAAGAUUUCCUUGCACGUGAGGGAAUGUGAUGGUACAGAGCGCAUGUUGUUUCAGGUCACAUCAGCAGAGAACAGAAAUGACAAAUUAGAAAGGCCAAAUGCUCUAAAGACCCUGAGUCAGGCUGUAGACAGCUAUAACAAUGGCGUCCCCACCUCUAAAAUCACGAGCAUCACUUACAUGGUUACGACCGAGACACAAGAAGAAGCGGCCAAAGAGAGUCAGAGGAUGACCUGGCUGGUAUGUAACGGUGUUGGGGGCCGAGGGCUGUGUGCAGAAUUAGACUCUCUGGCAGAUGAACUGAAGUUCAUGCCUACUAUUGGCAUAGCCCUCCCUCUUUCUCUGGCUGAUAAAGAAGACAAAGGGGCCACAUCUGGUUUCUCAGGAAGAGCAUUUUGCUUCCUCCCUCUUCCUCCUGGAGAGGAGAGCGAGACAGGGCUUCCAGUUCAUGUCAGUGGCUUCUUUGGCCUCACAGACAACCGUCGAAGUAUCAAGUGGCGAGAAGUGGACCAGUGGAGGGACCCAGCCGCCCUGUGGAAUGAGAUGCUGAUAAGAACUGUUGCUCCUAGGGUUUAUUUCACGCUCAUAACUGACACUGUCAGAAGAGUGCAGUCAGACCGAGGCCAAAACUUUUCACUUCCCCCUGCAGGUACCUACAGGGCCUGGCCAGACCCAAAGCUGGUCAAGUCCCGUUGGAAACCCAUCCUCGAGCCACUUUAUGAAGACCUGCUGAAGGAGAAGGUGAUUUUUUCUCUGAGUAUGAGUUGGGUACAGGUAGAGCAGGUUGUGUUCUCAGAGCUGGACUCAGACAAGGACUUUUCAGAGACUGUAAUCCACUACCUCCAAAGCUCUGGAAUGCAGGUGGCAAAAGUACCUGCUGUCGUGGACUCUGUGUUGACUGCUUACAUAACUGAGUCUUCUACCGUGAAGAAAGUGACGGCGUCUUUGCUGCGGCAGGUUAUGAGAAAGCACAAACACAAAGGUCCCUCAAAGGAGAAGCUGCUGUUGCUCGAGUUUGCACUCAGUGAUGCUAACUACAGCGAUCUCAUUGGUCUAGAGCUGCUGCCUCUGCAGGAUGGGACAUUUACAACCUUUUCAUCCUCUGUCACUGAAAAGGAUGCCGUUUACAUCGCAUCUGAAGAAUACCCCAGGUCCCUGUAUCCUGGUCUGGAGGGUCGGUUCUUAUCUGAAAACAUCAAAUCUUCAGUCAUGGGCAGUUUAAAGAAAGCAGCAAAAUCCAGAGUGCAGACAUAUCUGUGGGGGUGUUCAGGAAGACCCUGCACCCAGCUUCAAGUGCUGAACCCUGAAAGAUCAGCUCGACUCAUCAAGGAGAUCCUGUCUGCAGCCUGGCCAAACAGAGACUUCACUGUCCUCUGGGAACCUGGAAAUGAGCAGAUGAAGCACCCCACUGUUUCUUGGCUUAAAAUGAUAUGGAAGCAUCUCUAUAUACAUUUUUCUGAUGAUCUCAGCGUUUUUGAAGACAUGCCUCUGAUUCCAUUGGUGCCACUUGAGGAAAACAUGGAUAAGGCGAAGCUUUUACGCCUCAGAACUCCAUCACCAAUAAUUGUUGUUGAUCAGGAAGAAGGACUCCUUUCUGAAACCAUGCUUGACAUCACUGAAAAGCUGGGAGGGGUUGUAAUCAAAAAGCUGGAUUCAUGUUUGCUGCACCCCCUGCUUAAGAAUUACAUCCACCCUUCCUCUCCUGGUAACCUUCUGCAAAUAAUGAACAGGUUAUCAAUACAAAGACUAUCCAGCCAAGUCUCUUCUUUGACCAUCCAAGAGAGGAUUGUUCUCAGAGGUUUUCUUGCCGGACUGUCAGACAUUUCAGAGAGAGACAAGCAUACCCUGCUUGAGCUUCCAAUCUUUGAGAAAGUUGGGACCAUCUCUGAAGGCACCCCAGUAUUUACAUCUCUGAGAGGAGCGAGGGCUUUACAUCAUAAAGCCAAAUAUCCACCGGAUGUGAAAUUAUCCGUAAAUCUAGUCGCUUGCUCUGAUGAUGAAUCAAUUCGCCUCAUCAAGAUGCUCAGUGUGGAACAAAUAAAAACAACGGACUGUUUGAAGAUAAUCAUUCAGGAUGUUGAGAGAGGGUUCUAUACAACAGAUGAGAUGACCCAAAUCAUGCUUUGGUCACUUAUACAUCUGGCAUUUCUAAAGAAUGAAAACCAGUCUGUGAUUGGAUGGCUUUCUGCUCUUAAAUUCAUUCACAUGCCUUGUGGAAAGUCAGUCAAAGCCGCAGAUCUUUUUGAUCCCGAGCUGGAGAUUCUACAGAAUCUGUUCUACAUGGAAGAGAAAACCAGGUUUCCCACCAGUACAUUCAGGUCUUCACCUGAUAUUCUUUAUUCCCUCAGACAGCUGGGACUAAGAAAUGAAGUACAACUUACUGAAAAAGAUGCACUCAAAGUUGCAAUGAAAAUAGACGAGCUACAAAGUUGCAAAGAACCCGAGUGGGACUUGAUCAUCAAGAAAGCAAAAACUCUCCUCCAAAUUCUCAACAGACAGACCAAGCUGGUAAAAACAGCAAAUGCUCAGACAUCGCUGCUGAAACUAAAAUGGGUGCCUGUCUGCAAAGAAAGGCCGCUUACAUAUCCUAAAUCCCUUGCUUGGGUUGGAGAUACUGUCAAUAUUUGCUCUUUGUCUGAAAUGUGUGACAUAUCCCAUGCAGUGCUGGUGGGAUCAUCAGUACCGCUGGUUGAACACACAUCUGCGGGCAUGAAAAAGGCACUGAAACUAAUGUUAGAGCCCCAGGUGGAUCAAGUUUUACAGCACCUGAAAGCAGUGAAUGACUGGCACAAAUCUCAAGCAUUUACCACUGAGGACUGGUAUCAAUUCCAGCAAAUCUUGUUUGACAUUUAUGGUUUCAUGCAGGCUCACCUUGAGGAUGCCAGAGAAGCUUUGAAAUCAUUGCCUUUUGAUUGGGUUUGGACAGGGAAGACAUUCUCAUCACCUGGCCAGACAGCCCUGAAACCACUACCUGAUCUCGACUUGCAGCCUUACCUCUACUCCCUGCCAAAGACCAUCAGAAAGUUUCACAAGCUUUUCAAGUUUUGUGGCUCAGUUGAAGAGAUUGUGCCAAGCCAUGUGUUUGACGUCAUCAGCACAAUACAGAAAAGAUGCAAAGGUGGGUUAACCAAGGAGGAAAGCAAGCAUGAUAUCCUCCUUUUAAUCAACAUCCUAAGAUGGCUGUACAACAGUCAGAUACCUGUUGAUAUUAACAUGCAUGUGCCAAUUCAUUGGUACAAAGACCCAAGCAAACUAGUGAUGAAGCCUAUUCAUGAAUGCACCUACUGUGACAUCAAGGUUGAUGAUUUGAAUGACUUACUUGAAGAUGCUUCAGAGCCCAUUAUAUUAGUCCAUGACGACAUUCCCAUGAAAACCGCAGAGUGGCUAAAAGUGCCACGAUUGAGCACCAGGUUAAUAAACCCGGAAAACCUUGGCUUUGAACAGUCAGGCCAAAGAGAACCACUAACAGUGAGAAUAAAGAACAUCUUGGAGGAAUAUCCUUCCGUGGCAGACAUUUUUAAAGAGCUACUCCAGAAUGCUGAUGAUGCAAGUGCAACAGAGUGCAGUUUUCUCAUUGACAUGAGAAAAAACAGUGACAUACGGGAGAACCUUCUUGACCCUGGCAUGAUUAUUUGUCAUGGAGCCUCCUUGUGGUCUUUUAACAACGCUGUAUUCUCAGACUGUGACUUUCUGAACAUUACGAGGUUAGGUGGAUCAGUGAAAAGGUGCGAAGCGGACAAAGUUGGCAAGUUUGGUUUGGGCUUUAACUCAGUUUAUCACAUCACUGAUAUCCCCAUCAUAAUGAGCAGAGAGUUUAUGAUAAUAUUUGACCCAAACAUCAACCACAUCAGUAAGCACAUCAGGGACAAGUCUAACCCCGGGAUCAAAAUCAACUGGAGCAAACAACAGAAAAGGCUGAGAAAAUUCCCUAACCAGUUCAGGCCUUUCAUCAGUGUUUUCAAUUGCCAGCUUCCUCUAACUCAGGACUCCCCAUACAAAUAUGGUGGCACACUGUUUAGACUUCCAUUUAGAACCGAGCAGGAAGCCUUAGUGAGUGAAAUCAGUGGUCUGUACUACAACACCACAGACAUCUAUUCCCUGGUUGAUGAGUUCAGUCUCUGUGGCCAUAGGUUCAUUCUGUUUACACAGCAUGUUGGAAGUAUGGUCUUAAAAUACCUGAAAUGUGAGGAACAAAACCCAGCAGGGGCACAGGAUGUUGUUGCCAUCAACAAAAGCGUAUGCUCAUCCAAAGUCUCGUAUGGACCUCUGAGUAUCCUUAAAUCUGCAGCAAAGGUCAUGAAAAAAGUAGCAGGCACUAACAGGGUUCCUGCAGAUGUUCCCAAGUCUGGCUGUAUCAUACGUGUUAUGGUCGAGGAGUUUCAUAACGUCUUCAAACGAAUUGUCGAUCUUCAUUCACCACUGUUCAGAGGUUCAGAGGAAGAUCCAAACCAGUACUUUGAGAUGGCUGCAAAAGGUGUUCAGACAAGAAGACUUACUGAUGAAAUGCCCCAAAAGGCAGUAGAGAUAACCAACUGGCUCAUCUGCUCAUGCAUGGAUGCAACCGAGGCGCUUAAGUUUUCCCUCAGUGACAGUGGGACAAGGCUUGGACUUGUGCCUUGUGGAGGAGUGGCUGUUCUACUUUCAGAGGAAGAGAAUCACAAAUGGACUCUUAAGACCAACGCCACACCAAUUGGAGAGGUCUUUUGUUACUUGCCUCUCAGGAUCAAAACAGGCCUUCCAGUUCACAUUAACGGCUGCUUUGCUGUGACCUCAAACCGAAAAGAGAUCUGGAAGACUGACACCAAAGGUCAGUGGAAUUCUGUGUUCAUGAGACAUGUCAUUGUGCAAGCAUAUUUGGCAGCACUCUCAAUGCUACGCUCCAUGGCUGAAAGUGGAGAACUGCUCAGUUACAGUUACUAUGCAGCAUGGCCGGAUCCAAGUCAAGUGCAUGAUGACUUCACACUCAUUAGCCAGGGUGUCUACCAAGAGAUAGCAAAAGGAGGUGACAGUGAGCAUGCAAAGGUUUUCUCAGACGGCAAACGCUGGGUGUCUAUCAAGUACGUCAGAUUCCUUGACGAUGCCUUACUCUGUAGGCCAGACAUUGGUCCUGCUGCUUUCAAGAUAUUCUUGAAAUACCUAAAGAAGAGUGGCUCACAAACCCUGUGUGCUGUUGAGCUUCCUGACUGGGUGAAGGAGGGAUUUGAUGAUGCUGGAUGUAAAGGGAAGUUGAUGGAAAACACUCUCACAGAGGAACAGUUCUUCUCAGAUGUAUUUUUCCCUCACAUACAAGAAAUAGAGAAAGACCUCCGUGACCCCUUGAUGCUCUACAUCUUAAAUGAGAAACUUGAAGAUUUUGCUUCGAUUCUCAGGGAUACUCCUUGUAUCCCAUGCUGUGGUCCCAAUAAGGAUCUGGUUUUGCCUUCCAGGCUCAUUCAUCCAGAAGGGAGAGUUGCUAAACUCUACAAUGCUGAGGAUGGGAGAUUUCCUGAAGGGACUUUGAAGGACUACCUCAACCCUGUUUGUCUAGUAAAGCUUGUGGAGUUAGGGAUGGUAAAAGAUGAUUUGUCAUGGGAGGACCUCAUUGAGCGUGCUCAGUCUGUUAUUGAUCUCAAUGAUAGUGACCACACAGCUGCAUGCUUUCGUAGCAGUUUAGUACUCAGUCUAAUUGAUGAGAAACUGAAAAUGAGAGAUUCAGGAGCAGCUGAAAUUUUAGAAAAUCUAAAGGACAUCCAAUUCCUACCUUUCCUGACAAGACCUGCAGGCUUCUCGCUCCCAUGGCAUGGGAAUAACUUUUCUCCAAUAACGUUGUUCUCUCCCAGAGAACUCUUCACAACCGAACAUCAGGACACAGUGUGUCUGAUGAAGCCCAUCUUAAAUGAAAAUUCUCCAUCCUUCAAAGGUUGUGGUGCAAUGACAUUGGCUGUAAAAGACUGUCUUGGUCUAAUACGGAAGCCCUCCGUUGGACUGGUCAUCAGACAACUCAAAAAACUGUCUCAGUCAUUUGAUGGAAUUACACUCUACCAGGAAAACAUAACAAACGCCUGUUACAAGUUUCUUCAUGAGGAAAUGCUGCAGGAUGAAAACGCAAAAGGACAAAUAACUGAGGAACUUAAAGCGUUCAAUUCCAUCCUGGUGGAAAACACAUACGUCAGUCCAACCAAAGUUGCUUUCCACCUGAAUUUUGAUGCAGCUCCGCAUCUUUAUCAGCUUCCAAACAAAUACAGAAACAGCUGCCGUGAGCUCUUUGAAAAUGUUGGAGUGCAGGCAAAGUUCACAGUUGAGGAUUUCUCAGCAGUUCUUGAAACUGUUGAGCAAGAAAGUGGCAAUAACUCACUCUCAGAGGAGAAUUUUCAGUUGUGCCGCAGAAUUAUUAGUGAAGGAAUAUGGAGUCUGAUCCGAGACAAAAACCAAGAAUACUGCAAGACAAAUUAUGGUGGGAUCCUGUUACCCGACUCUAAACUCACAUUACAGCCAUCAAAGUCCCUGUGCUACAAUGACUGCCCUUGGAUUAAAGUCAAAGACUCCUCUGUGAAAUACUGCCAUGGAGACAUUCCAAGAGAGGUUGCAGUGAAACUAGGAGCGGUACCAAAACGCCACAAAGCCUUGGAGAGGUAUGCCUCAAAUGUCUGCUUCACUCGACUUGGAAGUGAGUUUGGACAGAAAGAGAAAUUGACGAGCAGGAUCAAAAGCAUUCUCAAUGCUUAUCCAUCAGAAAAAGAAAUGUUAAAAGAACUGCUGCAAAAUGCAGACGAUGCAAAAGCCACUGAAAUCUACUUUGUUUUUGAUCCAAGGACACACCCCACAGACAGAAUAUUUGAUGAUAAAUGGAUCCCAAUGCAAGGCCCUGCUCUCUGUGUAUAUAACAACCAGCCAUUCACAGACGAUGAUAUCAGAGGUAUACAGAACCUGGGGCGAGGAACGAAAGAGGCCAAUCCUGGGAAAACAGGCCAGUAUGGCAUAGGAUUCAACUCAGUCUAUCAUAUCACCGACUGCCCAUCCUUCAUUUCGAACAACGACAUUCUGUGCAUCUUUGAUCCGCAUGCACAGUAUGCACCGGGGGCAACAUCCGUGAGUCCUGGAAGAAUGUUUAAAGACCUGGACUCUGAUUUCAGAUCUCAGUUUUCAGAUGUUCUGAAUCUUUACUUGGGGAGUCAUUUCAAGUUAGAAAACAGCACCAUGUUCCGCUUCCCCAUCCGCUCUACAGAGAUGGCAAAAACAUCAGAAAUCAGUUCUGUCCCCGCAUCAGACAGAAUGGUGCAAAACCUUCUAGAUAAGCUAAAAAAUGAUGGUGCAGAGCUGCUUAUAUUCCUCAACCACAUGGAGAAAAUAUCAAUCUGUGAAAUUGAUCAUGCAUCUGGAAAACUAAAAGUCCUCUUUUCUGUCACAGCCAAAAUAACAGAUGGAGAUCGGGUGAAACGCAAACAAUUUCAUGCCUCGGUGAUUGACAGUGUGACUAAAAAGAAGCAGCUCACUGCAAUCCCAGUCCAACAAAUAUCCUACACUAUGGAUAUAGAGGACACUGAAGGAAAUACAACAACAUGGUUGGUCUGCAAUCGAUCUGGCUUCCUAAACAUUGAGAAUGUUUCAAAAAGUGUAAUAUCAGCUCACAAAAAUGAGGAUAUAACUCUAUUUCCCCGCGGAGGCGUGGCUGCAUGUGUUAGCCAAAACUACAAAAAAAACCACAGAGCUUUCUGCUUUUUGCCCCUCUCGCUGGAGACCGGCUUACCUUUUCAUGUCAAUGGGCAUUUUGCAUUAGACUCUGCUAGAAGAAACCUGUGGAGAGAUGACAAUGGAGUGGGAGUAAGGAGUGACUGGAAUAACAACUUGAUGACACUUCUGAUAGCCCCUGCCUGGGUGGAACUGCUGAUUCAACUGAAGCGUCGAUACUUUCCAGGUCCUGAUUACACCUUGACUAUUCUACAAGGGACACCUCUUCAUGUGGUUAAAGAUAUGUUGCGAAGAUAUCUGUUCUUCUUUCCGGUCAACAGGCUUGAUAUACAGCCAGAUUGGUACUGCUUGGUUAAAGCAGUAUACAGCUGCAUCCAUGCUGACAUGAAGCGCCUGCUUCCUGUCGUGAAAGUGGCCCAUAAUGACAACUCAGACAUGCACUCUGUGGUUUACAUUUCAUGGGUGACUACGUCCACUUCAAACAAGGACAGAGCCUUUUUUGACAAUCUGCUACAAGAUGAGCUUCAGUACUUGAAAAACACAGAGUACAACAUCACCUCCAGGAAGUCUGUGGCUGAAAAUGUUUACAGACUGAAAACUUUGCUUCUGGACAUUGGUUUCAAUCUGAUUCACAGCUGUGAUGAAACAGCACAACUCUUUGUCUGUCUGAAAGAUGCAGGUAUACCGGUCAGUUAUGUGGCACCAGAGGAUGUCCGCAUCUUUCUUCAAACCUUCUCAUCACCAGACACAUCUUGCCAUGUUGGAAAACUCCCCUGCCGUAUCCAACAGUCGAACUACAAACUAGUUCAUAACAUGAAGCUUCUAGUCGACUACUGCUUCAAAGACAUAGAAGUGGAUCAAGUCAAAAUUGAGGGCUUGCCUCUGUUGAUAACCAUGGACAACAUGCUUCAGGUUUUUGAUUCUAAGAGACCGAAGUUCCUGACAACAUACCAUGAGCUUAUCUCAUCAAGGAAAGAACUUUUCAUGAAUACACUGUACAUCAAGUACAGUAACAUCCUUUUGAAGCAAGGAGCUGCAAAGAACUUUGAUAUCAGCAGCUUUGGCGACCUGCUGGGAUCAGUGCUGUCCAGAGAGUAUCGAACAAAGAUCCCUGUAAAAUGGAGAGACACUUUUGCCAGUGAAUCUUGGUUGAAGAAUGUGUGGAACUUCAUAAGUGAAAAUAUUGCUGUAAAGGAGGAUGAGGAGGACAGACCCAGUUUGAACGCAGUCGUUGAUGUUCUGAAAGACUGGGCUUUACUUCCUGGGAUCAAAUUCAUGACAAGAGAAAAGAUAGUCAUCCCUGAGCAGGAUGUGCUUUUACCCCUGAGCCUGAUGAACGUGGCACUGUUUCCACAAGGCCAAAAUGACAAAGUGUUUCAUGCACUAAUGAAAUCAGGGUGCAUUCAGCUUGCAGUAAACAAAAUCUGUGCCAAAGACAGUCCCAUUAUUCCUUUUCUAGCUCAACAAACUGCAAACAUUGAAAAUCCAUCCAGUGUUCUGACAGCAGUAGAAUACAUGAUCCAGACAUCUGCAUUCAAAGCCGCAAACUUGACUGACAAGGACUUUGAAGCUGUUAUGAUGUAUUUCAACAGCAAUCUGUCUAACCUCACAGAAAACGAUGCACAGAAACUGAAACUCCUCCCAUGCUUUAAGUCAGUUAGUGGUAGGUACAUCAACAUUGCAAACUACGGAGCAAACUACAUCCUUGUCAGAAACAUUCCCACAGCAGAGAUUGAAAAAUGGUCCCACACAGCCACUUCGGGGUUUCUCGCCGACAAUCAGCAGCUGAAAGAUCUGUACACUUUUCUUGGCUGCAUACCAAUCGAUGACUUAGAAAUCUACCAUCACCAUCUCCUGCCGAAGUUUGAGAGUUUUUCCUAUGACGCCAAAGUGGAACAUAUUAUCUACUUGAAGGAGAGACUCAUGUCAAUGGAAGAAUCCUCCAAGAUGAAGGAUCAGCUGUUUGAGAAGCUGGAGGAACUGUUGUUCAUCUAUGACUACUCAAAAAGACUCAGGCCAGCCAGGUUUUUCUAUGACGAGACUGUGAAGGUGUUUGAAGUUAUGCUUCCUACAAAAUCAUUCAUACCAAAGGACUUUUUUAAGAAAGUUGAGCAAGUGUCAAAACCCAAGAAUGGGGCAUUGUUGCUUACCUCAUGGAUAACUUUUCUCAGACGCAUUGGUCUCAAGAAUGAAGUGUCGCAGCAGCAAGUUCUACAGUUUGCAAAAGAGGUCAGCAUUAAAGCCCAGACGGAGAACUGGAACAAAGAAAAAGUGCAGGACAUUGUAAAUGUUCUCUUAAACCACAUUUUCAAUGAGAGGACAGAUCUAUUUCAGGGCGCUUUUCUCAAAGAGCUCUCCAUGAUACCAUUCCUGUAUCCAGAGAGAGCUCCAAAAGAGCUCAUCAGGCUUCACUCACAGUACCAGGACAUGAGCGGCACACUUCCUCUGAUUCGCUUCAGCGGCUCGCAGGUAAAUCCAAAGUUCAAGCAAACGGAUGUCAUUCACCUCCUUUGGACUUCUUGCCCAAUUCUCCCUGAAAAAGCUACACCAUCUUGCAUAAAAGACCAGGAGGGAAGCAGUCUGACAGGACAAGAACAACUCGACCAAGUGCUGAACACAUUAGGCGUCAACCUGGACCCAGUGCUGGAGAAAGUCAUAAACAACUGCAAGAAUAUCUGCAACAUUUCAAAUCCAGAUGAUGAAAUGGUGAGAACCAGAAACAAAGUUUUACGGUCCACCUACGAGUUUCUCAAUGCAGAUAAAAGAGAUUUUCGGUAUCAGCUUCGUGGAGUGGGUUUUGUCAUGGUGGAAGAUGGCUGGAAACUGCUCAAACCUGAAGAGGUUGUCAUUAAUUUGGACAAUGAAUCUGAUUUCAAACCCUACUUGUAUAAAUUACCUCUGGAACUUGGUACCUUUCAUCAGCUGUUCAAACUUCUUGGUACAGAGGAUGUUGUGUCGACUAAACAGUAUGUUGAAGUUCUCUGGCGAAUUUACAGAAGUUCAGAGGGUAAGCAGCUCGACCCCAAUGAAAUGAGAACGGUCAAGAGGGUUGUUUCAGGGCUGUUCAAGGCCCUCCAUAAUGAUCCAGUGGAGAUUCGCAAAGAUUUCGAAAAUGCAAGAGAUUUAAUCUUUUAUCUGCCAAGCCAUGACGGUAGAUUAGCAAAGUCAAAUAGUUUGGUGUUUGAUGAUGCACCGCACUACAAGAGUAGAAUUCAGGGAAACAUUGGCGUUCAGAUGCUUGUGGACUUGAGCCAGUGCUAUCUAGGCAAAGAUCAUGCCUUUCACACAAAGCUGAUCAUGCUCCUUCCACAGAAACUAAGGCCAAGACUGCUAAGUAGCAUUCUUGAAGAACAACUUGAUGAGGAUUCUCCUCAAAUGUGCCAGUUUGGGGCUCUUUGUUCCCUUCAAGGACGUCUUCAGCUGCUGCUGUCCUCAGAGCAGUUCAUCACAGGACUGAUCAGAAUCAUGAAACAUGAGAAUGACAAUGCAUACCUUGUGAAUGAGGAAAAAGCCAUACGUCUCUGUAAAGCCCUUUGUGAAGGAUUAAAGGUGUCUUGUUUUGAAAAACUGCAAACAACAUUAAGAGUGAAAGGAUGCAGUCCCAUCCCACACAGCCGCAGUGAAACACUUGCUUUCUUGAAGAGAUAUGGGACAGCUGUGAUCCACCUUUAUAUUCAGCAUUCAGAUAGCAAGGACAUUAAUUUUCUCCUGGCACUGGCAAUGACGCUGAAAUCAGCCACUGAUAACUUGAUUUCUGAUACUUCCUAUCUGAUUGCCAUGCUUGGCUGUAAUGAUAUUUACAGAAUCUCUGAGAAGUUGGACAAUCUCGGUGUGAAGUACGACUCAACAGAGCCUUCAAAGCUUGAGCUACCCAUACCUGGAACCCCAAUACCAGCUGAGAUACAUCACACUCUGCUCAUGGAUCCCAUGAAUGUAUUUUAUCCAGGAGAAUAUGUCGGCUACCUGGUGGACUCUGAGGGUGGGGACAUGUAUGGUUCCUACCAGCCUACAUACACAUACGCCAUCAUUGUUCAAGAAGUAGAUAGAGAAGAGGAGGAAAACACAUGUGUCCUUGGAAAAUGUUUCCAGAUUGAUAUUGGUUACAGUGAAUACAAAAUAGUCAGCUCUCUUGACUUGUACAAAUUCUCAAGGCAAGAUGACAGUACCAGUGUUCAAGACUCCAGUGCCCCAUCAACCCCUACAAGCCCAAACAGUUGUUCCUCAGGGCUACAAAUGAUCCCUCCCCUUUUUGCUGGUAAGGAAACUCUGCGACCACCCGCCCAAAAACAGUCCCCGAGAAAGAUCAAGCUUCAUGCAUUGCCUGAUAUUCUCAAGGAACUGACCUUUGUCAUUGAACAAGCUUGGAAACUUCCUGAGAAAGAGAGAAAGAAGAUAAUUCGACGAUUGUAUCUGAAGUGGCAUCCAGACAAAAAUGCAGAUAAUCUGGAUAUCGCUACAGAAGUCUUCAAGCACUUGCAGAUCGAGAUCAACAGGAUGGAGAAACAGUCUGUGGCUGAUCAACAAAAUACAGAAAGAGCUUCCAGGAGAUCCUACUCCACGUCAUCAACCCGCUUCCAGUCAGAGAAGUUUUCAUUUCAGAGGUUUUAUUCAUCAUGGAACCAAGAAGCAACAAACCACAAGUCUGAACGGCAGCAGUUCAGGGAACGUUACACAGGCUAUGCAGGCUCUUCACAUUCACACCGUUUCUUUGUCCCGCCUACUUUUAAGACCGUAGGUAACCCAGUAGAAGCCCGCCGGUGGCUUAGACAAGCAAGAGCCAACUACUCUGCUGCUCGUAAUGAUCUCCACAAAAAUGCCAAUGAGUGGGUUUGUUUUAAAUGUUACCUGGCCACAAAGCUUGCACUAAUAGCCGCUGACUAUGCAGUCAGAGGAAAGUCAGAUAAAGAUGUGAAGCCAACUGCCCUGGCUCAGAAAGUUGAGGAGUAUAACUCUCAGUUAACAGGCCUUGCCAAAGAUGUUCAGAUCUUGGAAGGAUAUGGUGUGGACAGCCUAAGAACUCGCUAUCCAGAUCUCUUGCCAUUUCCACAAAUCCCCAAUGAUAGAUACACAUCUGAGGUGGCAAUGAGAGUCAUGGAGUGUACUGCACGGAUAAUCAUAAAGCUUGAAACUUUUGUGCAACAAAAAAUAUGAUACUGUAACUGGAUCUAUGGUAUGCAAAGAUCUCCCUGCAUAGAGGAUAAGCUAGGCAGUGUGAUUUACAAGUGGUAAAAAAAAUGAAUUAUUUAGCUGGCAGCUUAAGGCACAUAUGCAGAUUCUACCAAUGAUGGUGGUUUUGUGGCCGAUGCCAAAUAAAUGAAUGUAUGGCUCACACGUCCUCUCAGGCUGCUUCGGUAAAAUGUGCAUUAUGUGCAUGUUAAUGGAAUACAUAUAUAUGUGUAUAAAUUUAUGUCAGGGCUGUCAAAAGAUUAAAAAUUCUAAUUGCGAUUAAUCUCAGAAUUUCUGUAGUUAAUCGCACCCUUUUUGAAUUUUCAAAUUCCACGGUUUUGCAUUUUAAACCAUUUUUGUGUCAUUUUUGAAUUUUCUUCUGUCUUAAACUAAUAGGUCGUUUCCACCAAGCUGUCCAGCUCAGUUCAGUGCAGAACGGCACGCGUUUUUUUUGCAUUUCCAUAGAGCCAAAGUUGGAAAGGGUCCCAAAAAAACCGACCCGUACCUCCCCACUUUUCGUCACCCUUCCGUAGGGGUGCCAGUCUCACUUACCCAGAGCAAAAAAGGUGGAGCUACACACACAACAAUAGGGGGUUGUACUGACGUCACGCCAGCACGCCACACAGCUGCUCAGCCUCGGGCUUCAAAACACAGAAGUGUGUGCUGUGAGGAGUGGAUGAAAACAGGAGAAAAAAGGAAUAAUAUCUGCAUAAAUCGGGGAUAUUUGGACUCGACAGAGAUCCAAACUGUUUCCUAGUCUAUGGAUAUUGCUAUCUGGCCACAAAUCCAGUUACCUGAUGUUUAUCUGGAUGAUUUUAAGAACGCAAAGCAGAGCCUGAAGGCUCACAUCAGCCUGAUCUAUCUGUGAUGGAUGUGAAACUAAAUCAAUGCUCAAGUUUUGUGAAUACGAAGCCUCAGAACAGCUGAUUCUCUGUACUGUAACUAGUUAUUAAUCUGCUUCUUACUUAAGGUAACCUGUGAAAACAUCGCUCUGUGGUUGUUGGACGUGUUGGUAAAACUUCAGGCUGCAGACUAUUUUACGAGAUCAGCGCACCCACGAUUUCUGACUUAAUCUAAACACCAGCUGAACAUUUACUUUAUUUUUAAUGUGGCCACUUCUCAAAGUUCUAAACUUUCAUAUGUUGUCGUAUAAACUGUUCUACACCAGAUAUACUCACAUAUUAACGUAGCGUUACGACUCAAACCGUCUCUGUACACGAAUUCCAUCAGCUGAGGAUCUCUACUGACAGCGGUUAACAUCAUUAAGAUGUAGUUAUUUUUUAAAGCACUUUCAGCUGAAAUAAAGCUGUUUAAUGCUUAUUCCCUACUGAUUUCUGUCACUCAUCCUUUUUAUUACUCUGCUGCUGGAACAGCAGACUCACACUGUCUGUGACUUCACAUGCAUGCUUUCACAGCCCCACCCAACCAAGUGAGAGCACGGGUGUCUUUGGAAACGCUAACUAUUUUAGGGUUUAGCGUACCAAACCAUUACAAACCAAACUGAACCAAACCAGACCCCCUGAUGGAAACACGGCUUAAGAGUACAUGAUACAUCCCUACUUUUAUUAGUACAUCAGAGAUUUUAACAUAACCGUGGAAAAAGGACUUAUUUUACAUUUCUGUGGCUGCAGGUAGACACUGAAAUGCUUUAACCCAGUGCUUCCCAACCUGGGGCCCUGGGACCCCUGGGGGGGCACCUCAAGAUUUCGGGGGGGGGCCCUGUCUGCUCUGACAAUUAGAUGCUCCUCUGAAAUUAGAUGUUCAUUUUAAUAAAAAAAAAAAAAAAAUUACAAACCUAAUCUACAAUAGAGCACAGUGGCCAACCUAAAAGAUUAAAAUAUAAGGAGAAUCCGUGGAUUUCUAAUCAAAAAAGUCUAAAUUUUGUUUGGAAAAAAUUUUUUUUUUUUGAGAUUAUAAAGUCUUAUAUUCACAACAUUUCAGAGUUUCAAAAGUCAGGACUUUACAAGAAAAAAAAAAACAAAAUUUCAGAAUUUAAAAAGUCUUCAAUUUUGUCAAUGAAAACAUUUUAAAUGAUGUGUAGUUUUCCCAAGUGGGUCUGAGGGGGGCUUAGCCCUGAGGAAAAAAGGCUGGGAACCACUGCUAUAACCAAAGUGUACUGAAAAGGACAAUAAGGCAUGCGAUUAAUCACAAUUAAAAACUUUGUUCACUGAUUGUGGACCUUGAUUGAUACAAUUAACUUGAUUAAUCUUGACAGCCCUAAUAUAAACAUACAUAUACACAAAUAUAAAAGCUGGGUAAGCGGUUGACCAGGCUACGUAGCUUUGUACUGAGAUUAAAUGCAACUGAAAGAAAAUUCCUCCUUCUUCAGUCGGCUACAUGCUUUUGCUUCCUUUGUUCAACAGAGCCAUACAAAAACCACCCAACAUGGGCCCUGCAGUUUAAUGGGAUGAUUCAUUUGAUUCAGUUUUUAACAGACUUAAAAAAUACCCUUGAGCCUAUUCAUUCGACUGAAACGUGCAAAUAGUCUAAUAAAUAAAACGGCAAUCAGUCACACAACAUUGCAGUUAGCUGCAUAAUGCAGCUAAUGCAGUUAGCUGCAUUAUGCAACUGAUUUAUAUUGUUAAGGAAACAAAAUUCACCUCCAAACAACUUAAUUCUUUCAAGUUUCUUGCCACAACCCCAAUUUUCUUUUUUAACACUUACUUUUGUGCACAUCAUGACAUUUCAUUUGCCUAACGUUGUUAUUUUAUGAACUGGACCUGGACGUUGGAUUGGUAUUUUUUGAGGGUUUUAACAAAGGUGUUGACUGAGCAGCAGCAGACUGCAGAGAAGCUGAUGAAGUCAUCAGUCCAACAGAUGAAGGUGCUGCAUUUCACUUUAAUCAAUGCCUGAUUCUCUCUGGCUGAAUAUUCAGUGAGAAACUACUGCUCUCAGGUGCAGAAGGACAAGGAUUAUUUCUGAUAUUUCAAUAACAUAUUAAUGUAAUUCCAAAAAGGUUUGGACACUGUGUACAAUGUGAGUUAAUAACAGACUAAGGUGAUUUGCCAAUCCUUUUCAACCUCACUUCAGUUGAAUACAACAUAAAAUGUUCAAACUGAUCCUUUCUUUUUUUCUUUUAAUAAACACACAUCCUGAAUAUGAUGCCUGUAAACCAUUCCAAAAAAGUUGGGACAGGAGCCUGUUACACCAAUUUUUAGUAUUACAACAGUCACGCUGCAGUCGUCCAGAGACUGCAGGCACCAGCUGUUGAAGUAUUAAAAGAGGAAUUCUUCUCUCCUUGCUUGAUGUACAUCUUAAGAUGCUCAACAGUGCAGGCUUUCUGUUGAGGUAUUUUGCGCUUCAUAAUGCGCCCUUUCUUUUAAGUGGCAGACAGAACAUACAGAACAGUCCAGUACUCUCAGUCUUUCACUACAGAGUCAUGCUGUUGUUACCUGUGCUGAAGGUAGCUUGUUAUUGUCUGGACAGAAGCAAACCUGUACAUAGCUCUCUGUGUUAACGGUGCCUUUACAGAUCUACGAGUUACCCAUGCCAUGUGUGCCAGUACACCCAUGGCAUCUUCACAUGCUAGCUUUUCGUCUUUGUUUUGAAAACAAUCUGGAAUUUCCUCUUUAGCCUUGAGGACCUGACAGCUUAAAUUUCCAGAACCGUGGACUUUUCAGACCACAGUACGGUUUUCCACUUUAGGUCCAUCUCAGAUGAUCCUGGGUCCACAGAAGUCAGCAGUACUGUCAGUUAAAGAUGGUUUCAAAGUGUUACUGGACUCAUGUUGCCGGAGUCCAGUAACACUUGUAACACACUGCCGGAUCGGGCUUGUGCAGAGAUUUCUCCAGAUUCUCUGAAUAUUACGGCAAUGACACCUUCCAGGAGUGCCUCUUUAUUCCCAGUCAUGGGCUAUCAACUUUAACCUGCCUGUGGAAUGUCCCAGGGUCUUAACUUUUUUUUUUUAACAUUUCAAACAUUUCCCCUGUCCCAACUUUUUUAGAACACAUUCAGAAUGUGUAUUUCCAAAAAUUGAUAAAGCUAGAAGUUUGAACAUGAAAUAUGUCUUUAGGUUGUAAAGGGUUCAGGUCACAUUUCUAUAUGUAGAUAUGUAUAUCUAACAUGUUGGUGAAAAGUUUAUUUUAUUUAUUUAUUUAUGUGGAAAUUGAAACUGUUCUGUAAAAUAGCGGCUCACUUCUUCAUGAAGAGAAUUUUUUCACACCAGCAGCAUUGAAGGAUCUGUUAUUUAUCUGUUAUUUAUAAGUCUGCAUUUUACUUCAAGCAAAACAAAAAUGGCAUUCUCAUCAGAUUUAACUGUUUAAUUUUUAUAGAUUAUGCAAACUCUUACCUGGUGACCACUGUCUUUUUGUACAUUAUUUGAAAUUUGCUCAUCUGUUGUAAAAACACCUCAAGCUUGAGGUUCCUCAACCAAGGAAUAAAAACAG
Molecule: messenger RNA, 18468 nt
Organism: Cheilinus undulatus (humphead wrasse)
Lineage: Eukaryota; Metazoa; Chordata; Actinopteri; Labriformes; Labridae
Gene: sacs
Product: sacsin molecular chaperone
Exons: 11
Coding region: 305-14068 (4587 amino acids)
Molecular function (GO): Hsp70 protein binding
Source: RefSeq, a predicted model, not a curated record